This is a messenger RNA of Westerdykella ornata, 1318 nucleotides long. Its product is annotated as GrpE-domain-containing protein. NCBI's taxonomy places the organism in Eukaryota, Fungi, Ascomycota, Dothideomycetes, Pleosporales, Sporormiaceae. Gene Ontology annotation, biological process: protein import into mitochondrial matrix; protein folding. Gene Ontology annotation, cellular component: PAM complex, Tim23 associated import motor. The coding region runs from base 145 to 843 and encodes 232 amino acids. The record is from RefSeq and is a predicted model, not a curated record. Gene Ontology annotation, molecular function: protein-folding chaperone binding; protein homodimerization activity; adenyl-nucleotide exchange factor activity. The transcript has 2 exons.
CGCGGCACUGAAGUCCCGCCACGACCGCACGGCCCCUUCAACCGAGCAACGCCCAGCCUGGGAUUUACGUACAACUCCGCCGAAUAUUUUUUUACUGUAUCUUUACUACAAACAAACGCAACACGACCAUCAUCGCCAUUCACUAUGCUUCAGAGGACCCUUUUCCGCUCAUCAAGACAGGCUGCGCGCUGCGUAACACGGUCGCAGGCGCCCUUCGCUGCGCAGGUUCCUAGACAGGUCGGCGCGAUAAGAUGGUAUGCGGAGCAGCCAACUGCGAAGGAGGGCGAGACAGCAGCACAGAAGACGAGUGGAGAGCAGGCAUCACAGCAGCAGCAGCAGCAGAAUGAGGCUACUCAACUAAAAGAGCAACUCGAGAAGAAAGAUAUGGAGAUAAUUAACCUCAAGGACAAAUACCUCCGCUCCGUCGCCGACUUCCGCAACCUCCAAGAGCGCACAAAGCGCGAGAUCCAAGCCGCAAAGGACUUCGCCCUGCAACGAUUCGCCAAGGACCUCAUCGACAGCGUCGACAACCUCGACCGCGCCCUCACCACCGUGCCCGCCGAGAAGCUCUCGAGCGGGGAGAACCCGGACCUCGUCACCCUGCACGACGGCCUCAAGAUGACCGAGUCCAUCCUCCUGCAGACGCUGAAGAAGCACGGUCUGGAGCGGUUCGACCCGUCGCUCGAGCAGGAAAAGUUCAACCCGAAUAUCCAUGAGGCCGUGUUCCAGGCGCCGCAGCCGGAUAAGGAGGAUGGGACGGUUUUCCACACGCAGCAGAAGGGCUUCAUGCUCAAUGGCCGCGUGCUGCGCGCCGCAAAGGUCGGCGUUGUGAAGAAUUCAUAAGGAGCACCAAGAGCACCGCCAUCGCUUUAAACCUCACUCCCGACAGGUUCGACGGCGCGUGUGCCACGAAUGCGUAAUUCGUAUGCGCCACGAAUUCCUGUUACUCGAAUUUCUCUCAUCUACCUUCCGUUGUACAAGUAUUUCUUCGGGACAAUGGCGUUAUUCCGCGCUCUCGGAGGUUGUAAAAAUAUUCCCCUCUCUCGCAUCUUUAAGCAUGUAUGAAAAAGAUGGUCUGGCUGGCAUAUGCCGUGUCCGAUUUGUAUAGUAUAAUUGGUUUUAUGAAGCCGAGGAAGGCAGCCAAGGCUGUCUGAAUGGAGAGCGCUGCAUCGAGGCAGUAGAUGGUUCUCAGCCACCCCUUAUCAUCAAACCUGCAAGUUCGUGAUGGGAGAUACUUCAGUUACGUUAAGGCAAGAUGCAUCUUAUGAAAUCGCCAUAUCUCUCUCUAUACAAGGAAAUCAAGCUGAAACGGCCUUUU